AUGAACCGGGUCAUCCCACCGGCCCAGUCCGGCGCCACUUCGGCGACCAUGGUGCGGAACGAGGGGUUUAAGAUCUUGGCCGGGAUCUUGCGGUGGAACGGGCGGCAUUACUAUCUACUCCUCAGCUUGCUCUUCACAAAGAGGCGCCUCGAGGAGGUUCGACGGGUUUGGGCUGUCAUGAAGGCGAUCGGUUUUAUGGACUAUCAUAUGGACGAUAAAACGGUUAACUCUUAUAUCUCUCUGAUACGACGUGGCAAUGAACGGAGUGCGGGAACCAUGGUGUAUACGGACAAAACGGCAACAACUGGACAACUUAGUGACGAAAAAGCACUGCGGCGUCAACUUCUGAUUGAACUGGAGGAAAUUGCCAAAAAGAAGGGCUUUUCCCUCCAAGACUACAACCUGCGCGCUACGCAACUGGCGCGUAUCACGGAGUUUAUUCAGGAGUCGCCAUCCCUCCCUCUUGUCGCACACACGGAUAAGGCCAUUAAUGGGAAAGUCGUGAAAGAUGCUCAACGCUCAUAUUUUCACAAUGAGGAUAGAAAUAGUGCGACCGCAAACUGCAAUUUGCUGAAGGUGGGAGAUUUCAACGGCCUGCUUCGUGUGUCGCAGUCCUUGAAUAAAACCCAACGCAUUUUGGCCGUGAUGGAAAAGCUCGAAAUUUCAAAGUGCACCGAUACUUACUCGAGCUUGAUUGCAUCCUUGCAUAACCCAGAAUAUCUCUUGAGCAACGAUCCCCCACCCACAAUAAACUUCAAAAAAAAUGAAUCAAUCCCUCUUGAUGGUGAAAAAGACGUCGAAGAAUUGAAUGAAGGAAAAGCGAAAUAUGAAAACUACAAAAAUCAAAGGAUUGCUCAGGCGAAAAUAUGGUUUGAUGCUUGCCCAACUGACCAACGCACAGCCUCUUUGUAUAACGAGAUGCUCUACCUUUUACGGGAUAAAAGUCGUGUGGAUGAGUUUAACGCCUUGCUGGUUGAAUUCCGCGGAAACGCGCUUCGCGCAAAGGCGGACAAACCGAACAACACAGAAGGUCCAGACGCCGUCGAAACCUUGGAAGCGCCCACGUGUGCGGAGGAUAACGGCCCGAUUCUUCCCCCACAAUGGUGUGUGCCGCCCAACAGUAAAACCUACGAGCUUCUUAUUCAACAUGUACGCUACUUGGAAGACUGGGAAGCCUUUUGGGAGGUUUAUGGGGAGAUGGGUCGGCAGAACGUGAAGGGAACAUCUCGUUUAUACCACGUUUUGCUGAAAGAAAUCAAACAACAUCCCCCACCUGAUAUUAAGCAUUCCGGUGAGAGUAUCUCGAACUUUAUCGUUAAAUUGAGCGAGAAGAUGGAGCUGGAUGGGGUGCGCAUCAUCUCUGUUGACGAAGGAAUGAAAUUGGUAGAUGCGUGGAGCGCUACGCGGAAGCGCUAA
Messenger RNA from Phytomonas sp. Hart1, 1416 nucleotides. Lineage: Eukaryota; Euglenozoa; Kinetoplastea; Trypanosomatida; Trypanosomatidae. The record is from the annotation of a GenBank genome assembly.